Messenger RNA from Psilocybe cubensis, 1104 nucleotides. RefSeq lists its product as uncharacterized. NCBI's taxonomy places the organism in Eukaryota, Fungi, Basidiomycota, Agaricomycetes, Agaricales, Agrocybaceae. The record is from RefSeq and is a predicted model, not a curated record. Gene Ontology annotation, cellular component: endoplasmic reticulum membrane; plasma membrane. Gene Ontology annotation, biological process: fungal-type cell wall organization; (1->6)-beta-D-glucan biosynthetic process. The transcript is spliced from 7 exons. Gene Ontology annotation, molecular function: glucosidase activity. The coding region runs from base 1 to 1104 and encodes 367 amino acids.
AUGGGAAACUUUGGGUUAAUUGAUCUCGAAACACCGAAGGAAGCCCUCAUAAAAAAGUCGAUGAAGGAUGGCUCGGAUAUGAUCCUUGUUUUCUCUGACGAAUUCAAUGAAGAGGGCAGGACGUUUUAUCCGGGAGAUGACCCUUACUGGGAAGCUGAAGACUUACAUUAUUGGGCCACCAAUAAUCUAGAGUGGUACGACCCCGAGGCAAUUACUACUUCAGGAGGAGCGCUUGUUAUAACCUUCUCAGAGAAGGAAACUCAUGAUCUAGGCUAUCAAGGAGGCAAGUUGUCAAUUUGGAAUAAAUUUUGCUUUACCGGCGGAUACAUUGAAACUGCAGUUCAAUUACCAGGAAGAAACAAUGUAGUAGGCAUGUGGCCUGCAGUUUGGACAAUGGGUAACCUUGGGCGAGCUGGAUAUGGCGCAAGCCUCGAAGGAAUGUGGCCUUAUACGUACGAUUCUUGCGACGUCGGUACUGCCCCUAAUCAAACUUUCAAUGGAGGGCCUCUACCAGCGUUGGUGGAUGGAGAUCAUGCUUAUGGCGGUGCUCUGUCUUACCUUCCUGGACAAAGACUUUCGAGGUGUACAUGUGAUGGCGAGAGUCAUCCUGGGCCAAAACACGAAGAUGGUACAUACGUCGGAAGAUCAGCACCUGAAAUCGAUGUUCUUGAAGCACAGGUUGGUGGUACACCACCUACUGGCGAAGUCUCUCAGUCUGCUCAGUGGGCGUACAUCUCCUGGGUGUCUAAUGGCACUAUGUCGUGGACGUUAAAUGCCCCUGGACUCGGACCAGAUCCAUCUGUUGAGAUAUCUGCUCGUCCCGUUCCGCAAGAACCAAUGUACAUUAUCGUCAACCUGGGCAUGUCAAAAAAUUUUGGAUCCAUUGACUUUGAACACCUCACAUUCCCUACUUCUAUGCGGAUAGACUAUAUUCGCGUAUAUCAGGAUAUGCACCGCGUCAACAUCGGCUGCGAUCCUACAGAUUUUCCGACAGCAGAUUAUAUCAAUACUUACAUUGAAGCCUACACUAAUCCCAACUUGACGACUUGGAGAGGAGAUUAUGGCAAACCGUUUCCUAAGAACUCCUUCAUCGAAUCUUGUUAG